AUGAAUUCUGAGGGAGCUGAGAACAUGGCAGCGACCGCGCCUUCUCCCGUACCUACUGCUGCUGAAGCCCCUCCGAUGGCGACAGAAAGCGCUGGAGAAGCUCCGGAGCUGCCAGCCCCUGGAGGACUGACAAGAGAAAUAUCAACUGAGGAGCAGCCAUCUCAUGAACAAUCGAACCAUGAACAACAGAUUGCCGAAGAGUACAACAAAACACCACCUCUUCCUAGCAGCCCUCUGAGCACCGAUGGCUGGGACGACCGGCGAUCUUUCGAGGAAGGUCUGUUGGAGACAUUCCACGCCAUCGAGUCGCCGGGGACGUUUGCUUCAUUCCAUCCGCUCAAGACUGCCAAUGGACCUCUCAACCCAGGGCUCCAUGUUGCCGAUGUAGGGCCCAUUAGCUUCCCCCUAAAGGAGGAACAGGCUCGCAGCUUGAUCGAAAAGGCGCGGCAAGCCCCAUUCGGCAAGGGCAGCGAUACCGUCGUCGAUACGGCGGUGCGGAAUACUUGGGAACUAGAUCCCACGCAGUUCGAGCUCCGCAGCCCCAAUUGGACCGGCGUCAUCAACACGUUGUAUUUGUACAAGCUCCUGAUUUACGAAAAGGGCGCCAUGUUCAAGGCGCAUGUCGAGUAUGUCAUAUCCGUGGAGCCCACCGAAAAGAUCCCCGGGAUGUUUGGCACCUUGGUCGUUUGCCUCCCGUCCCCUCAUGAAGGAGGCGAGGUCGUGGCCAAGCACUGUGGAGAGACUAAGACGUUGAAGACAUCCAAAUAUAGGGAAGGGUCCGUUGCCGCAUGGUACUCUGAUGUCUCCCACGAGGUUCUACCCGUCACUUGGGGAUAUCGCGUUGUUCUCACGUAUAACCUCGCCCUUGACCCUUCGAGACAGUUGCCCUCUGGCGGCCGCCGGCGAGCCGAAACGCGGAAGCUGCGUCACUCGCUGAGGAAAUGGUUGAAAGGCGGCAUUCCCGGCCAGUCGGACGAAAAUGAGCUCUACUACCGGCUCGACCACGAGUAUACCGAGGCCAACCUCUCCAUGUCGGCUUUGAAAGGACGAGAUUACGAGGUGGUGCAAGUUCUCGACGACCUUUCCACAGAGCUCGAGUUUGAGGUCUUCCUCGCAGCGCUGGAGACCAAGGAAGAGGGCACCGUGGGAUAUGAUCACGGUGGGUAUCGGUAUAAAGAUGACGAUUGGGACGAUGACGAUGAAGGGUGGCACGAGCUGGAAGACGUUCAUGAGGCGUCUCAGCGUGUGAAGCAGCUUGUUGGAGUUCACGGGCGUCCUGUUAUGCGUGACAUAGAGUUCAAUCAGGACCACGCCCUUGACAAUGGUGAUUUCUGGGAUGACGCCGAUCAAGAAGAAGAAUACCAAGGGUUCAUGGGAAACUCGGUUCGCGGUUACAUUAUGAAGUCUGGAAAGUAG
Molecule: messenger RNA, 1416 nt
Organism: Colletotrichum chrysophilum
Lineage: Eukaryota; Fungi; Ascomycota; Sordariomycetes; Glomerellales; Glomerellaceae
Exons: 3
Coding region: 1-1416 (471 amino acids)
Source: RefSeq, a predicted model, not a curated record